Molecule: messenger RNA, 2701 nt
Organism: Trematosphaeria pertusa
Lineage: Eukaryota; Fungi; Ascomycota; Dothideomycetes; Pleosporales; Trematosphaeriaceae
Product: amidase signature enzyme
Exons: 10
Coding region: 318-2303 (661 amino acids)
Source: RefSeq, a predicted model, not a curated record
GCACCGUCGCGACUUCGAGUGUUCGUCUCAUCUCAGCAACGAUGGGUUGGGCCGAGAAGGGAAACCAAGUCCAAGGCAACCCGACGAGAGCGCACUAACAACGAUCACCGAACGCGAUAUGGAGCUCAGCACCAGAUUCAAACUGCCUCUUAGAGACAGUGCGACGGGUGAACGGCUUCACCCAAGUUUUGGGGAUGGCGGACGGGCGGCGUCGUUGCUGGUGGGGCGGACAAGUAUGACUCCUUCCGUUUCUUUGCGAACGGCGACUUCCACCUCCAUCGUCACCUCGAGGAGGGCACGCCUUCGAUUCUCACCGCAUGUUCGCCCGCCCGUCCGCUUUCUCCUCCAACCCUCUCUCAUCAUUUUUCACCGGUUAUCAUUCCACCCACCAUUCAUUGUUAGCACGCCAGAGCAGAACUUUGCGCAACACGACUCUCUCUUCAACAUCUCAAAUGGGCGACCAGAGCCUCUCGUUCACCGAGGGCGGCAACCGCUACGUAACCUGGCCGACCGAUCUGCUGUCCGUUGAACCGCCGCUCGAAAAUGGCAUCAUUGUCAUGGUCGUGAAACUCGAGCAGUCGGAAGCAGAUGCGCUCACCGAAGCGUCGCUGAACCGCAAAUUGGCCGACUGGAUCGCCCUCGAUGACGUCCUGAUCCCCGCCUUCCUGCACAACAUCUUGGUUCUUGUGCCGCAACCAACCUACCUCUACAGAUCCCUGAAGACAAUAUGGGGCUUCGACUGUCAUCUCCACUUCCGAAAAUUCGACUCUGCCGGAAUCGUGACCUUGGGGCCGCAUCUCAGUGUCAUUGGCCGCUUCUGGCAGAUAUACAGGCUGUGCGAUGACACCCAGGACGCUUUUCUUGUGACACUACGGCCUUCCACACAUGGACAGAGACUGUACAAGAAUGUGGCACAUGAUCAUGACGGGUCUUGCCUCUCUGUCGCCGUUGCAUCCCGGCUAGCAUUCCUUGACGAGAAACGCGACCUAGCGAAGUACCGAGUCGCACUGAAAGACGCAUUCGACCUGUGCGAUACACGGAUAUCCUUAUGCAGCAAAGCAAUCUACUCCCUUUACCCGCCCCAGACAUCAAGUGCAGCCGCUAUCGCACCGCUCAUCGGUCGCGGAAUUCAGAUUCUCGGUAAAACAAAGCUCAGCGCGUUCCUGGCAAGAGAAGAACCGUCCGAGGCUGUUGACUACCAGACAGCCUGGAAUCCGCGAGCAGAUGGAUAUCAGAGUCCAGGAGGUAGUAGUAGCGGAAGCGCUGCUGCGGUAGCGGCGUAUGACUGGCUCGAUAUUGGCAUUGGAACGGAUACGAACGGUAGUAUCCGGAGACCAGCUCAAUGCAAUGGCGUAUUCGGUUUGCGCGUAAGCCGUGGCGUCGUUCCGGCGCAUGGGAUGUUUUCUGUCUUCCCUACAUUCGACGUCCCCGGACUUUUCAGCAGAGACUUCGAGAAAAUAGUGGCUUUCGUCGCCGAGACUUAUGCACGCGAGCUGCUAUCCCCGGAUAUCCAAGGCCUCCCACGGAAGCUCGUCUACUUAACAGACAAUAUGCCAACGCAGCACACGGAGCAAAAACAGCUGGUCAUGAAACUUGUGGAUGAUCUACGCGAAUAUCUCGGCGUGGAUGCAGUUGCAGUGAGCCUCCAAAAGCUAUGGAAAGAUUUACCUCCCGCUCAGGUCCACGGGGAAUCUCUCCACGACUUUCUCAAGGAGGUCGGUGGCAGUACCUACCUGUUCGAGUAUUACCACAGGUUCGAUAAGUUCCGGCGGAAGUACCGUGAAAAAUUUGGGAAGGAUCCUUUCGUCGGCCAUUUCGUCCAAUGGCGCUGGCAAAUAGGGAAACAGUACACCCACGCACAGCACCAAGAAGGUAUGCGGAGAAUGAAUGUCUACGAAGGAUGGUGGCGACACCGCAUCCUCGAGGUCGGGAAGAAGAACACGCUCGUCGUUAUGAUGAGCGAGGAAGUGGCGCCGCGGUAUCGAGACGAUCCUCCACCAGACUGUCACGUCCAACCAGCGUGGCAUCAAUGGUGGGUGUCUCCCAUCCUUGGAGCUCCGGAAGUCGUGAUACCAAUUGGUGACAUCCCGUACGAGUCCCGCGUCACGCGUCGCACAGAACGUCUGCCAGUCGCCGCGUCACUGCUCUCGGAACCAGAAUCUGAUCUCCACUUGCUCGAACUGACGCAGGAUUUCCUGAGGAAAAAGCGUCGCCCGCUCGUCGUCUCGGCUGGACGCGAUAUGGGCAUGACCAGCCAUGCUGGGCAGAGCGCGGUGGUCCCAACCAUGCGAACAGGACGUUAGAUAUCCUUGCGUAUGAAAUGCGCAUCCAUGGUAUUACUUGGCUAUUAUAAGACAUAGCUAUACACACUUUUGCCAGCCCAGUCCAGUCCCAUCCAAACGCCUUCCCUGGGGUAUUCUCUGCCUGUGCAUGCAUUCUUCCUCGUCCUGUCGUCUGUUCUCUAUUCUGUCUGAUCUCAAGCUCCGCCUCUACCUAUGCCAACGCGAACCCAGCAACCAAUCCCCCCGCAAUCGCCCCCACAAUCUCCGGAUAGUUCGCAUGCGCCACGCCCGUACUUUGCUGCAGCGCCGACGCCGUCGACGAUGUCCCGCUCGGCGCAGUCGUCGUAGACGCCGCUGCCGCAGACGAAUCUGUCACGUCGGUCCCCGAGGACGCGGCCUCCGCAGCGGUGCUGGAAGCU